Molecule: messenger RNA, 1677 nt
Organism: Spathaspora passalidarum NRRL Y-27907
Lineage: Eukaryota; Fungi; Ascomycota; Pichiomycetes; Serinales; Debaryomycetaceae
Product: glutamyl-tRNA(Gln) amidotransferase subunit
Exons: 1
Coding region: 98-1615 (505 amino acids)
Biological process (GO): glutaminyl-tRNAGln biosynthesis via transamidation; mitochondrial translation
Molecular function (GO): glutaminyl-tRNA synthase (glutamine-hydrolyzing) activity
Source: RefSeq, a predicted model, not a curated record
GCGAACAUUAUUGGAUCUGCUUCAGACACAUUGGCAAAAUCAGCUACUAGUUGCAUGGGUCGUGGUUUAAUAUUGGUAAACUCAAUAUAAAGAAAAGAUGCUUAGAAGAUUUAGUACUUCGGUACGACAUUUGAAAAAAUUUCAAUUAGAUCCCAAUUACAAGUUCAAAUGUGGGUUAGAAAUACAUACCCAGCUCAAGACCAAAUAUAAGCUCUUUUCCCUUUCAGAGACAAGUUUCAAUGAAGCUCCCAACACCAAGGUUAGCUAUUUUGAUAUUGGACUUCCUGGAUCACAACCAAAAUUGAACCCAGAGGCACUUUAUUUGGCAUUAGUAGCAGCAACUGCAUUCAACUGUGAUAUUCAGUCGUUUUCCACCUUUGAUAGAAAGCAUUACUUUUACCCUGAUCAACCAUUGGGAUAUCAAAUAACACAGCAUUAUCAUCCAAUAGCAAAGAAUGGAUUUGUUCAACUAAAUUCAAAAUUUGAUGGAAUUGAAUCUGACAAGAUUAUCAAUUUGGAACAAGUUCAAAUAGAACAGGAUACUGGAAAGACAGUAAAUUUUGAUGACAAAAUAACAAUUGAUUUGAAUAGAAGCAAUACUCCUUUGAUUGAAGUUGUUACAAAACCGGAUUUUGAAGAUAUAAAACAAGUUCGAGCGUUCGUGAAGAAGUAUCAGAUGUUGGUGUCUCAUCUAGGAAUAUGUAGUGGUGAUAUGGAAACAGGUGCAAUCAGAGUUGAUGCAAACAUAAGUGUAAAUGGGAACGACAGAGUUGAAAUAAAGAACCUUGGAAGUUCAGGAGAAGUCGUGGCAGCCUUACAAUAUGAAUACCGUCGACAGAUUGGAGAGAUCCAGAAAGGAAAUAAGAUAGUCCAGGAAACCAGAGGGUGGGAUGGUGCAACUACUGUUUCCUUGAGAAGAAAAGAAAACGCAUUAGAUUAUAGAUAUGUUCCUGACUCAGAGUUGGAAGUGGUAAGAGUGGAUGAAAAUAUUGGAAAGAAAAUUCAAGAGAAAUUACCUGAUUUGCCCGAUACUAUUCUUGAGAGAUUGACAAGUGAACCAUAUAAUUUAACUUUGAAUCAAGCCAGAAAUCUUUUCAAUGAACCAUUGACUUUACAGUAUUAUUUAUCUUUCUUCAAGAUAUAUACGGAAGACUUAAAGCAACCAUCAAAGUCGGCAAAUAACUGGGUAUUAGAAGAAUUGAUUACUUCAUUUGCCAAAGUCGAGCAUCCAUUCGAUGUUACAUUAAUUACUCCUAAAGCUUUAAUAGAAAUUGCACAGGCUGUUCUUGAUGAAGGAAUAUCACUCACUGCGGCCAGAAUCCUAUUGAGACAUUUGAUUGAGAACCCUGCAGAUAUUGAUCGUCCAUUAGAUGAAGUUAUCGAACAGUUAGAUUUACACAAACCACUGUCUAUAUCCAAAGAAGAUUUAGACGAAGCUAUAACAGAUUUGUGCCAAACAAUUAUAGAAGAGAAUGAGAAGAUUGUGCAAAAUAUCAAGCGUGGACAAGUUAAUGCUGUACAGCUGUUAAUCGGUAAGGCGAUGAAAGAAACACAAGGGAAGAUACAUGCAAAGGAGUUCAAGCAAAAGUUCACCGAGCUACUCGGUAUAAAUUGAAACUUGUACUAUAGGAACUAUAUAUGUAAAUAGACGAAAGUAAACAAAAAAAAAAGAGAAAA